AUGUUUGGCCCCAUUUCCACUCAUCGUCUGCCCUCUGCCCUCAUCGUUUGCCCCCCAUCUUCAACCUCUGGCCUCAUUGCAUGGUCUGCCUUCGAGGCAGACAAGUUUUGCCUGUAUGACUUCGUGUCAUCCAGCGCUAUCUGGCCGUCUGACUACGAGUCAGAUUACGGUCCUACCUGCCUCAACACCUCGCCCACAUCCAUCCUCUACAAAUAUAAUCAAAGUUUGGGGUAUGCAAAAUAUGGCAGGGAAACUGGUGCAUAUAAUUGUAAGCAUUCUUUUCUCGACACGCUGGAGGAGAUUUUUGAUGAUGACCAUGGCAUCAUCAGUACCGCCAGUAGCCUGGAUUCUUAUGACCGGAGAAGCUCAUAUUUGCCCCAUCACCCAUUUGGACCCUCAUUUUCCACCCCUUUUCUCAGUAUCAAGCCCAUCUACGUUUCAAUGGCACCGUCUACCAGAAAUGCAGCCCGUUGUGGUGCUACCGGUACUGGCACUCAUGACCCCACAGUGUCUGACACCUAUGUCAUGCGCACACGCAGUGGUGUUGAUAUCAACCCCCCCGCCAAACAAAAUAAUAAGUGCCAAAGAAAUGCUGUCCCCGAGUCAUCUCCUGCUCCGGAUGACCCUAACCGGCCAAAACCUCGUCCUUUACCCCGACGUUCCUCGGGUACGACCUUUGAGGACUAUGCUCGAGUCCUUGCUCGCCCUCGCAAACAAAACGUAAAACCCACAGUGGACUCCGUCUCUUCUGGAAUGGAGUUGCAAAGCGACCAUCCCCCAGAUACACCUGACAUCGACGAUGACGUACCCGUUACGGACACUCGCAUGGAUGAUGAUAUGAACAGCGGUAGCGACAAUGAUGCCGAUGAUGAUAUGACCAAUGAAGACCGUGAACACAGCCAGGCUAACGAAGACGAGGAUGAGGAUAAUGAUGGCUCCUAUAUGGUUGGGAAGGCUGACGGUUGUCACCAUGAAGACAAUGUAGAAGGCGAUAGCGACAAUGAUGCCAAGGAUGGCGAUGAAGAGCCUGAGGGUGGCGAAAAUAACGAGGACUUCGAGACUUCACAAGUGGGGAGGGCUGAUGGUCAUCUGUUGGUCAAGACAGGCAGCUACAAUUUACAUUUCGACGAUGGUUCUCAAAGCUCUUCAUCGGAUACCAGCUACCGUGAAGGCCCCGCAACAUCUGAUCAAGAUUCCGCCCAUGAGUCAGAUGCAAACAAAGACCUCGACCUCGACCACAACAGCCUGUCUUCACCGCCUGCUAAGCGCAGGAAAAGGUCUUCAGCAAUUGAAACUACCUUGGCCAACACUUCCCAAAAAACAUCUCACUCGACAACCGUUCACAAGAAGCAUGCAUCUAUUUCACAUGGUAGCAACUCCACUCCAGCCAGUAUAGUCUUUGGCCCGACGCCGGACAUUGACAACAGUGAGAAUGAAGACGAACCCUCAGGUCAUUUAAAGUGUGGAUGGCUAUGUCAGGAGGGCAUCGAUGAGGCUCAGGAACUUGGACAGAAAACAGCAGAAGAAGCUCGGGUGAUUGGCGCCAAGUAUGGCAAGUCCGUGCGCGCUAUUCUCAUUGAGGCUGGUCUGUCCAUCAAGCAUUCACAAUCAGAGUCUGAUUGGAAUGCCCACCAAUGCUGGUUCAUGGAUAAACACCCCCGCAAGGACAAAGAAUAUGAUGCUAACUCGAGAGUCUCAGCUAUCAUCGACUGGAAAGAACAUCAACACAAACAUUAUCAUGCGAUGGGCAAGGAUGACGAAGAGUGGGACAUCAUUUUCAACUACAACGUUACUGGCAGCAAUACCAAUCAAUCACGCGCCAAGACCAUUUCAUCAAUGAGGGAGGAUAUUGCAAGAAAGUUGUCUGCUUAUUCUCGCCUUGAAGGAGUCGAGGCCAUCAGCUGUAUAUUUGAUACAACACAAGACGAGGCUGCUCGACAGGCGUCCAGCUUUGUCGCGGGCUCUGACCUCAUAGUCAAGUUGAUCAAUGAGCAUCAACUGGAUGCUCGCGCAAUAUUAGAUUGGGUCGUGACUGCAAUGAAAGCGAAAGGCUACAAUAUAUCCGUGCCGCAGUUCAUGGGGGGAGUAGGGGCUUACAAGAUUCUACUUUCAAAGCCAAACGAGGCUCCCCACGACCAUUACAGGAGGAUAUGGCCAAUUAUGGUACUCGAGCACACUUUGAAGUUUGGGUAUCGACCCAAAGCAGUCCAGUGGCAGAAGCUUCUUGACUAUGCUUUCCAGUACAAGUUCAUGAUUAAGAACUGGCCUGAAGACAUCCUUCCUAUCGGUCCCGAAUUCAAUCCUCACAACCUAAGUUCUCAGCACCUCAAGCUACUUGUCGUUCCUUUCAUCAAGCGCAAAGCACAUUCUUAUUAUGAGGCAGAACUCCGCACUGAAGCUGAGAGCUUGUUAGAGCUAGAGAAAAAGAAGUCAAAGGGCAAGCACCGAAAUCAGGGGUGCACUGUGGAAGAUGUCAUGAGUGAAUUAGAUGUCGAUGUACCCGAGAUCGAGUUCGCAGCUUGGCCAGAUGGCAUGUCAUUUCCACAAUGUAUCAAGCAGCUCAAUGAUGAGGUGCCGGAGAUGUUCGACAUUCCCUUGGUGACCAGUGCCUUGGAUGUUGUGCUACACAAGCUGGUCGACUCCGCCAAAUUUAAGGUGUCUGUCCCUGAAGAUAUAUUAGCAGCUCAUGAAGCACAUCCGGAUGGUCAGACUCCCUCUACUCACGACAUGCUGCCAAGUGAUCAUGAAUCUCCUGUCACUCCAAGCCCCCCGACCUUGCUGUUACAAUGA
Messenger RNA from Suillus plorans, 2790 nucleotides. RefSeq lists its product as uncharacterized. The transcript has 12 exons. Lineage: Eukaryota; Fungi; Basidiomycota; Agaricomycetes; Boletales; Suillaceae. Bases 1 to 2790 code for a protein of 929 amino acids. The record is from RefSeq and is a predicted model, not a curated record.